Messenger RNA from Charadrius vociferus (killdeer), 3312 nucleotides. RefSeq names its product tubulin tyrosine ligase-like family, member 4 (gene TTLL4). Gene Ontology annotation, cellular component: cilium. NCBI's taxonomy places the organism in Eukaryota, Metazoa, Chordata, Aves, Charadriiformes, Charadriidae. The transcript is spliced from 19 exons. Gene Ontology annotation, biological process: protein polyglutamylation; microtubule cytoskeleton organization. Gene Ontology annotation, molecular function: tubulin binding; tubulin-glutamic acid ligase activity. The coding region runs from base 1 to 3312 and encodes 1103 amino acids. The record is from RefSeq and is a predicted model, not a curated record.
AUGGCCUCUGCGGGACCAGAACACGCUAAUCUGGGCCCCAAACAGGAGAAGAGCUUCAGGCUCGAGUCAGGCACCCUUCCGGCAGGGGGAGCUCAGCCAUACCGGGUCUGGCACCUCACUCAGCAGCAGGCGAAACCCAUCUGGAAUUUAGAGAAGAGGUAUGUGAGUGCUUUCCAGGAUCACAACCUGCUGCCCUCAGGGAUCCCUCUGCAGCAAUCCUCCUUCUUGUGCCCACCGUCCCUAUGCCACACACACCCCGGUGAAGACACCCUCCCAAGCCUGCCCUUGGCGAAGCCCUGCCUGGACCUGAGUGGGAGUGCUCUGCUUUACCGACGCUCCUGCCUCAGACCCAAGCCCUACAGGUUUCCUUUCCGAAGCUCUCCAGACACCAGCUCUGCCACAGGAAGGGUGAUGUCUUCCUUGCUGAUGGAGCCCUGCCUGCUGCCUGCACUGACGGAGGAGCACGCUGGGACUGGGGUGAAAGGCUCUGCCCUCAGCUCAGGUCCACAGGCUUCCAGCUCCUGUAGACCAUUGCUCAAUAAUAACUCCUUCCUACGGCCAAGCAGUGCUAAAGUGCCUUUGCUGCAGUCACCAGAGAUCAAGAAGGUGAAAAACACCCAUGGCUUCCCUGCUCCCCCGUGUUGCCACUCUGGGGAUGAUGGAGACAGCUUCCCUGGCAGUCUAGUCAACAGAGCAGUGAAAAGCAGCGACCUUGUGUUGGAGCAAACCGCGGUCCCCUCCCCAACACUUGUGCCCAGCGGUGCUAUCCUCAGGAAGGACCGGUGCUCGUGGGAGGAUGCUGAGAGGAGAGCACACAGCUUAAAAGAGGAGACAGAGAUCAGCCUCACGGAGGCUGUGCAGGAGCUACCUGGACAGACUGCCACAUGCAAUGGCUUUGGACGCGACGUCGAAAGCUCUGGCCUUACAAAUGUGGGCAGCCUGUCCAACCGGAACAGCAGGUGGGGGCAGCACAUCAUAGCGGAGCUCACCCCAAAAGAAACCGUCGCUCCUCUGAACUUAGAGCAUCGCCUUAAUGGUAACUCAAGCCUUAUAGGCACCAAUGGUGCCAUCGUCUGCACUAAGCGUAUCAGUGUCCAUCUCUUGGCCUCGCGUGCUGGCUCUCUGGACCACAGUGCUGACUGCCAGCUUGUGAGCAUGCUGAGCUCACGCAGCAGAGACCGGGUGCCGAGGGCAGAGCCUCCAGACCUCGCGGCUGUCUCUGAAGUGGCAACUCAGAUGUCCACCAUCCAACUGGAGAAAGAAGAGAAACAGGCCCAGGCUGUGCUCCUGGGAAAGCUUGAUGUCACUGCUGAGCAGUCACCACUGGAGGCAAGCCAUCCCCAGGAUGAAGCAGAGGAAGAACUUCCUGAUGGCCUGGAUGAGAGCUGCAGUCAGGAGGAGGAUGAGGACAGUGACUCGGAUGCUUCCUCUGUCGCUGGCGUGUCAUCCAGUGGCUCUGUGGCUCUUGUAUCCAGGAAUGGCAUUGAGUGCCUGACCCAGCCCAGUGAGGCUCAGGAGAAAGUGCUCAAACCAGCUCUUGUCUGCAGUUUAUUCCCUAAUGUGCCUCCAACUAUCUACUUCAGUACUCGGGAUGAGAGAGUGGAAAAGCUGCCUUGGGAGCAGAGAAAGCUGCUGCGAUGGAAAAUGUGCACAGUCACACCGAACAUAGUGAAGCAAACCGUUGGCAGGUCCCACUUUAGAGUCAGCAAGAAAAGCAAUGACUGGCUGGGCUGCUGGGGCCACCACAUGAAAUCCCCCAGCUUCAGAGCCAUCAGGGAGCACCAGAAGCUAAACCACUUCCCCGGUUCAUUUCAAAUUGGGAGAAAGGACCGUCUGUGGCGCAACUUGUUGAAGAUGCAGGCUCGCUGUGGGAAAAAGGAGUUUAAUUUCUUCCCCCAGUCCUUCAUCCUGCCCCAGGACAUCAAAUUACUCAGGAAAGCAUGGGAGGAAGGAGCUAGCUGCCAGAAAUGGAUUGUGAAACCACCAGCAUCAGCAAGAGGCAUUGGUAUUCAGGUCAUCCACAAAUGGAGCCAGCUCCCCAAAAGGAGACCGCUGCUGGUACAGAGAUAUCUGCACAAACCCUACCUCAUUGGCGGGAAGAAGUUCGAUCUGAGGAUCUACGUUUAUGUCACUUGCUACGAUCCCCUCAGGGUCUACCUGUUCAAGGAUGGAUUGGUUCGCUUUGCUAGCUGCAAAUACUCCUCCUCGAUGAAGAGCCUCAGCAACAAGUUUGUGCACUUGACCAACUACAGCGUGAACAAGAAGAACACGGAGUACAAGUCCAACUCAGAUGAGACUGCUUGUCAAGGACACAAAUGGGCACUCAAAGCUCUCUGGAGUUACCUGACCCAGAAGGGAGUUAAUAGCGAGGCCAUCUGGGAGAAGAUUAAAGACAUCGUUAUCAAAACCAUCAUUGCAUCUGAGCCCUAUGUGAACAGCCUGGUGAAGAUGUACGUGCGGCGGCCGUAUUGUUGCCAUGAACUGUUUGGGUUUGAUAUCAUGCUGGAUGAAAACCUCAAGCCCUGGAUCUUAGAGGUCAACAUUUCACCAAGCCUCCACUCCAACUCCCCACUGGAUGUGAGCAUCAAGGGCCAGAUGAUCCGGGACGUCCUCAACCUCGCUGGCUUUGUUCUGCCCAGCACAGACAACGUGGCCUCAAGGCCACAGACAAGAAGUGGCUCUACGUGCAGUCUGGGCAGUAUUUUGAAGGAGAAGUCCAAGCCAGCAUCUGAGCAUUUAAUAGCGGAGAAGAUGAAGAAGGCCUAUUACUUGACGCAGAAUAUACCUGACCAGGACUUUUAUUCUUCUGUCUUGGACAUCCUGACCCCAGAUGAUGUCCGUGUCCUGGUGGAGACAGAAGACGAAUAUUCCCGGCGUGGGCAGUUCGAGCGGGUGUUCCCCACCCACAUCUCCAUGCGGUACCUGCGCUUCUUUGAGCAGCCUCGUUACUUCAACAUCCUGGUGACCCAGUGGGAGCUCAAAUACUACUUGAAUAAACACAAAGGUCUGGAGCUACUGAAGAACUGGUGUGUCAAAGGGUACCACACUGGGGCAGGGAUGGAUUUGGCCCAGACGUGGUCAUUGCCAAAGUCUUUCUUUCUCCAGAAGAGCGGCGUUCAAUCAAAUGGCUUCAGCAAACUGGAACUGGGCAGACUGGGCACACUCCUCCCUUCAGCCGGUGAGGACCUCACAAGAUGCCUGGAGCCCAGCCCUGCUCAGAGCUUACCUCUCAACAAGUGCACUGGUGGAGCUGACCAGAAACCUGCUGGCUGCCUCUCGGACACUGCCCUGCUUGGCUCUCCCAACGCUUAG